Molecule: messenger RNA, 3276 nt
Organism: Lasiodiplodia theobromae
Lineage: Eukaryota; Fungi; Ascomycota; Dothideomycetes; Botryosphaeriales; Botryosphaeriaceae
Product: Peptidase S16
Exons: 2
Coding region: 1-3276 (1091 amino acids)
Biological process (GO): mitochondrion organization; chaperone-mediated protein complex assembly; protein quality control for misfolded or incompletely synthesized proteins
Cellular component (GO): mitochondrial matrix
Molecular function (GO): single-stranded DNA binding; ATP-dependent peptidase activity; serine-type endopeptidase activity
Source: RefSeq, a predicted model, not a curated record
AUGCUUUACGGUCAGAACCUACCAUGGCGGGUAGCUCUGCGCCAGGCGUCGCGACAGCCUAGCAGCCUCACCCGUAUCUCAUCAUCUAGCCUCUCUGCUGCUUCGCGUUCUUACCAUGCCACCGUAAUUCGCGGUACCCCACUGUCCCCGAGACACCGUCCCAUUGCCUCGUUCCCUUCACGCCACUUUGCAACUACUCCGGCGCGCCGGAAGGAGAAACCGCCGUCCUCAUCGCCGGACGAGAAAUCGGAGCAGAAGGAGGAAGAAAACAAGAAGAAUAAUCAGGAGAAGUUGGCCGAGUCCGAAACCGGAGCGGACGCAAAAUCCAAGACGCCGGACCCCAUCCCUUCGCACAAGAAUGGACAGGGCGCGGCAGCUGGAGCUGGUGGACAAGGCGGCGAGGCACCGCCAUCCAGCGGCGAGGGUGGAGGCAGGAAACGCAAGUCAGAGCGUUCGUUGCAGAAGCCGUCGGUGCCGGAGGUCUACCCGCAGGUCAUGGCUAUUCCAAUUGGCAAGCGCCCGUUAUUCCCCGGGUUUUACAAGGCCAUUACCAUCAGGAACCAGCAAGUUGCCGCUGCGAUACACGAUAUGGUUCAGAGAGGCCAGCCAUACAUUGGCGCCUUCCUGCUGAAGGACGAUGACGCGGAUAAGGACGUGAUUGAGAGUCCGGAUGACGUGCAUGAGGUCGGAACCUUCUGCCAGAUCACCAGCGCGUUCCCCGUGCAGGGAGAGGAGCCUAGCAUGACUGCCGUUCUGUACCCGCACCGCCGCAUCAAGAUGACCUCUCUGAUUCCUCCGAAUCGUGCUGCAGGCGAGACUGCCGCCAAGGUUGAGACGACACCUGUCGAAGGGGUCGAGCAAGAACAGCCCGCCAAGGACCAGCCUGCACAGGAUAAGAAGGGUGAUGUUGUGGCCAGCUUCGAGGAGGGCACAGCGGACCAAGCCAAGCAGGUUGCGCAGUACGAGCCAACCUCUUUCCUGAAGAAAUACGAGGUCAGCUUGGUCAAUGUCGAGAAUUUGACAGAGGAGCCCUUCGACAAGAAGAACCAGAACAUCCGCGCCCUUGUCGGCGAGAUGGUCAACACUUUUAAGGAGGUUGCUGCCAUCAACUCUCUUUUCCGGGACCAGAUCUCGACUUUCUCUAUGAGCCAAGGCGCCGGCAAUGUUGGGGACGACCCCGCAAAGCUCGCUGAUUUUGCCGCUGCUGUUGCCCAAGGUGAAUCUCAUGAGCUGCAGGCUGCUCUUGCAUCGAUGAGCAUCGAGGACCGGUUACACAAGGCGCUGCUGGUAUUGAAGAAGGAAUACAUGAACGCCAAGCUGCAGGACAAGAUCUUGAAGGAUGUGGAGAAGAAGAUUUCCAAAAAGCAGAGGGAAUAUUGGUUGAUGGAGCAGAUGCGCGGCAUCCGCCGGGAACUCGGCCUUGAGACGGAUGGAAAGGACAAGCUUGUGGAGAAGUUUAAGGAGAAGGCAAGCAAGCUGGCGAUGCCAGAGGCUGUCAAGAAGGUCUUCGAUGAGGAGAUCAACAAGCUUGCGCACCUGGAACCCGCCGCAUCGGAAUUCAACGUCACCCGUAACUACCUGGAUUGGCUCACGCAGAUCCCUUGGGGCCAACGGAGCGCUGAGAACUUCGGGAUUCAGAAUGCCAUGAAGGUCCUAGACGAGGAUCACCACGGCUUGAAGGAUGUCAAGGACCGAAUUCUGGAGUUCAUCGCUGUUGGCAAGUUGCGGGGCACUGUUGAGGGCAAGAUUCUCUGCAUGGUUGGCCCGCCCGGUGUCGGAAAGACUAGUAUUGGCAAAUCCAUCGCACGGGCCUUGAACAGGCAAUACUACCGGUUCAGCGUCGGCGGUCUCACCGAUGUCGCAGAGAUCAAGGGUCACCGGAGAACAUACGUCGGUGCUCUUCCCGGACGGAUCAUCCAAGCGCUCAAGAAGUGCCAGACGGAGAACCCGCUGGUGCUGAUCGACGAAGUGGACAAGAUCGGUCGCGGUCACCAGGGUGAUCCGUCGUCGGCGCUUCUUGAGCUGCUCGAUCCUGAACAGAAUAGCUCUUUCUUGGACCACUACAUGGAUGUGCCUGUCGAUCUUUCCAAGGUUCUGUUCGUCUGCACGGCCAACAUGACCGACACGAUUCCCCGGCCCCUGCUGGACCGUAUGGAAAUGAUAGAACUCUCCGGCUACGUUGCUGAUGAGAAGAUGGCUAUUGCGGAGCGCUACCUUGCACCCGCCGCCAAGGAACUGAGUGGUCUCAAGGACGUCGAUGUUCAGUUGGAGAAGGAGGCUAUCGCUGCGCUCAUCAACAAGUACUGCCGCGAGAGCGGAGUGCGCAACUUGAAGAAGCAAAUCGAGAAGGUGUACAGAAAAUCGGCGCUCAAGAUUAUCCAGGACCUUGGCGAGGACGUCUUGUCGGAGGAUAAGGCCCUCACCGAGGAGGGCAAGCACGCACAGGAAGAGGCCAGCAAAGACAACACCGAUGUCAAGGACACACCCGAGAACAUCGAGAACGAGACCACAGAGACGCCUCGUGUCGCAUUGAAGGUUCCUGACAGCGUCCACGUGCGCAUCACGCCCGACAACCUCAAGGACUACGUCGGCCCGCCAAUCUUCACCGCCGACCGCCUCUACGACACGACGCCUCCGGGUGUCGCCAUGGGCCUGGCGUGGACGCAGAUGGGCGGCGCGGCGCUGUACGUCGAGUCUAUCCUCGAGAACGCGCUGACGGCGUCGUCGCGGCCGGGCUUCGAGCGGACGGGCAACCUCAAGAACGUGAUGAAGGAGUCGACGGUGAUCGCCUACUCGUUCGCCAAGUCGAUCAUGGCCCGGCACUUCCCGGACAACCGCUUCUUCGAGCACGCAAAGAUCCACAUGCACUGCCCAGAGGGCGCGGUGCAGAAGGACGGUCCGUCGGCUGGCAUCACGAUGGCAACCAGCUUGCUGAGCUUGGCGCUCGACCACCCGCUCGAUCCGACCAUCGCGAUGACGGGAGAGCUGACGGUGACGGGCAAGGUGCUGAGGAUCGGUGGGUUGAGGGAGAAGACGGUCGCGGCGAGGAGGGCUGGUGCCAAGAUGAUUGUGUUCCCGGAGGACAAUCUGAGUGAUUGGUUGGAGUUGCCUGAGAACAUCAAGGAUGGCAUUGAAGGCAAGCCCGUCAGCUGGUACUCGGAGGUCUUCGACGUCGUAUUCAAGGACGUCAACAAGGAGAAGGCGAACCAGCUGUGGAAGGAGGAGUUGAAGAAGAAGCACGAGGGGAAGAAGGAGAAGGAGGAGGACGAUGAUUGA